Messenger RNA from Salarias fasciatus (jewelled blenny), 2803 nucleotides. Its product is annotated as netrin-G1-like. The record is from RefSeq and is a predicted model, not a curated record. The transcript is spliced from 7 exons. Gene Ontology annotation, biological process: animal organ morphogenesis; axonogenesis; tissue development. Bases 726 to 2099 code for a protein of 457 amino acids. Lineage: Eukaryota; Metazoa; Chordata; Actinopteri; Blenniiformes; Blenniidae.
AUCGCGCCAUCUCCACCAGUUGGCAUUACGGCACAAUUAAAAAUGCGUAUUGAAAGCGCCCUGUCGCCGCGGUUGUUUGCCGUGCAGCUUGGCACCCUGCAGAGGAGAGGGUGACAUCUGUGACUCCUCGCCAAGGGAGCCCUGCAGACUCACCGAGCUGUGGUUAUUCUUCCUGCUCUGCUAAAUUCAACCCCAAAACUCUGCAAUUACACCUCAAACUUCAGCCAGGAUUUUUUUUUUCUUUUUUUAUUCCGCCUCUUUUUGGUCGUUGCUGCAGGCGCACUUCCAGUCUCACACAUCCUCAGAUGCAAGGAUGACGUCGGUUCAGAGGGAACACGACUGACAGGAGCUCAAGCCGAGAUGUCUGCUGACUUAUGAGGAGUGUCACUUGUCCGCGCACAUCACAUUUGACCGUCAGCUGACCCCCCUCAUCAGCCUCCAACACGAGCGAAGAAGCUCACUUGUUGGUACACCUCAUCAUCCAGGCAGAAGUGGUGGCAAUCAAAGACAAAAUAAUUGAAUGGGCGGCUAAUCGUUGCCUGAAGCUGCUCGCACAAAAGUAGCAGCAUGGUGCUACGGCUUCCCAAUGCUCCCGUGUGCCACUCAGAGCUGUAAAUUUAGAAACCGUCUCAGUGAUAUUGUCAUUUCUAUGACAAAGCUGGUGUUUUAAAGACUUUAAAGAAAGAAGAAGAAUUUCACAGAAAGCAUACAGAACGAGAUCAACCAUGCUUUGGCCUGUGUUCUUGGCUCUGCAGGCUGUGUGCACCAGUGUGGCACAUGCUAUGCAACAUUACCCGUCUGCCUGGGGACACUAUGACGUGUGCAAAUCCCAGAUCUAUACAGAGGAGGGCCUGGCGUGGGACUACAUGGCCUGUCAGCCAGAAGCCACUGACAUGACAAAGUACCUGCGAGUGGCCCUCGACCCCCCAAAUAUCACGUGUGGAGAUCCGCCAGAAACAUACUGCGCUUUGGAAAAUCCAUAUAUGUGCAACAACGAAUGUGACGCCACCACAGAGGAGCUGGCUCACCCCCCAGAGCUCAUGUUCGACUUUGAGGGUCGUAACCCCACAACGUUUUGGCAAUCGACGUCAUGGAAGAAGUACCCGAAGCCUCUGCAGGUCAACAUCACGCUGUCGUGGAACAAAACCAUCGAGCUGACCGACGACAUCAUCCUCACCUUUGAGUCGGGCCGGCCGGAGCAGAUGGUCCUGGAAAAGUCGCUCGACUACGGCCGGACCUGGACCCCCUACCAGUUCUACGCCACUGACUGCCUGGACGCUUUCACCAUGGAGCCCAAGACGGUGAACGACCUGACUCAGCGCACCCUGCUGGACAUCAUUUGCACGGAGGACUACUCCCGCGGCUACGUGUGGAAGAACGACAAAACGGUACGCUUUGAGAUCAAGGACCGCUUUGCCCUGUUUGCGGGGCCUCGGCUUCACAACAUGGCCUCGCUAUACGGCCAGCUGGAUACCACCAAGAACCUGAGAGACUUCUUCACGAUCACCGAUCUGAGGAUUAGGCUGCUUAAGCCGGCCACAGGAGCCACCAUGGUGGACGAGAACAACCUGUCCAGAUACUUUUACGCAAUCUCUGACAUCAAAGUGCAGGGCAGGUGCAAGUGCAACCUGCAUGCCAACAGUUGUGUGUUUGACAAGGGGAAGCUGGGCUGCGAGUGUGAGCACAACACCACAGGGCCGGACUGCAGCCGCUGCAAGAGGCACUAUCACGGGCGAGCCUGGAGCGUGGGCUCCUACCUCCCCAUCCCCAAAGGAACAGCAAACAUAUGUAUUCCCAGUAAUCAUGGACCAGUGCAUCGAGCAAAUGCUUCAUCUCUUGGUGUUGCAAACCGUAACCAAGCCCGGGUGUGUGACAACGCGAUGCUGCGCUGUCAGAACGGCGGCACGUGCCACCACCAUCAGCGCUGCCAUUGUUCCCCCGGCUUCACGGGCGUCCUGUGUGAGCGAGCGAGCUGCCAGGGUCCCGGGGACUGCGAUGACCAAUUGUCUGGACGGGCCUCGUUCCACCAUUGCCCCGGAGGCCUCCAGCUCGCUCUUCCCCUCGUAGUGCUCCUGCUAUUGAUUGUUUCCCUUUGCUGAGAGACCUGAACCAAAUCCUCAACCAAAACCCCGAGACCACAAACGCUGGGACUGAACUCUCGACCUUAAGGACAUGAAGAACAAGGAAUGUGCGGACAAUGUGCUCAGCAUAAAGUAUAAUUAACUGUUUUGUAAAUCCCAGGCCGCAGUGGAGGGUGACUGUGUUAUUUGUGCAACAGGCGGUGCGCUGAGGCUUUACGCUGAUGAUAGAAGGAUUUCUAAGAGACCCUGCGCUGCCACUGUUGUCCCAUAAACUUCACAGAGGAACCGACUGGAGCCCUUUGCUUUGCAAUUAUCCCAUUAAAGGCAGACUGGAGACUCCGCUCAGAAAGAGCUACUACCCACAUUCAGAGAGCAAACUGUACAAAAGUAGACACAUGAUUUCUAAAUAUCUUCUCGAAUUAUUAAAAAAUGAUAGUGUGGAUGGGGAACAUCUUGAAACAUCUUGCCUCACUGCCUCCUUCCUUACUCGUAACCUCCUCUCCCUCAUCUCUGUCUUCCCCUCGUUCCUCACCUCCUUCCUGUGCUUUCGUGACCCUGGUGAUUUUGUUUUGCUGAGGGGUGUUUGGUCUGUUGGGUUUUUUUUUUUUUGCCAAAAUGCUGCACAUGUAUUAUUCUCAUGCCUCUUACGAGUACCGAUCUAGUCCUUUUUUUUUUCCCUGUUUUUUUUUUUCUUUUGGAGAGGCUUCGUAGUCAUGCUUGAA